CACUCUUUACGCCUUUCAUGCACAAGGCACCACAAUUUACUAAUGCAAUGGGUGCGCUAUUCUAGCAGUGAAAGACAAGCCUUUAAUAUCAGACAUUGUAGACCCACUGAUCACUUGAAGGACCUCGUUCAUCAAACGCAGCUCCUUGAGGAUCGCAAUCUCUGUGCCAGAGUCACAGAAUGCGAAAGUCAUGUCAUACACGACCGAACUCUCGCCCAAUGCCGAGCGCCCUGCUCUCCUAUACCGCGUCAUAUACGGUGUUCCCACCGAGGGCAAUCAAUCAGGCUUACCUAACGAUCAACUUGUUGCACGAGGCGCCUGGAAAACUCGACCACUAGAAGUAUACGCAGACUUGCAUCUGCGCGUACAAGUCAAAGACCGAGUGGGCAACGAGUCCAAAUCCCCAUUCAUGACAUUCACCAGCCAGUGGCGCGACGCUCUAAUGAUCCGAGAAAACUUUCUAAAGCAAGGAAAAGAACAUGUCCGCAUCGUUGUCGUCGACGGUCGGAAAGUCCGCGACAUCUUCAGUGCUUUUGAGAUCAGCAUGAAUUUGGGAUACGCGGCGAAUGGCUCCCGAUUUUUGGGGAACAGAUUCUGCCACGAGAAUGAGUUUCUGAUCCGAGGUGUUGUUGAUGUUAGGUAAGGGCAUGUCCUUGCGAUCAUUGAUGGGGAUGGGAAGGACUUGUCUUACACCACGCUAGAGGAUCAUGCCAUCCAACUUACAGGAGGAAUUGACUCGGAG
Molecule: messenger RNA, 742 nt
Organism: Pseudovirgaria hyperparasitica
Lineage: Eukaryota; Fungi; Ascomycota; Dothideomycetes; Acrospermales; Acrospermaceae
Exons: 1
Coding region: 191-643 (150 amino acids)
Source: RefSeq, a predicted model, not a curated record